AUGUUGCGUUGUGAAAAAUGGGGAAAAAUUCAAAGACCUUCAACUGCGAGUUUUUUCAGAAGUCCAAGGUUGCUGUAUCAGAACUUGCAGGCAUAUCACAACAGUCGGGGAUCGACCGCAUCGAAAUUUAAGCCUUCGCAAUUGCUUGCCGAGCUUGAGGCUGAUGACGAUGAAGGACCCAACAUUUCUAAGCAACGUUCGCCUACGCUAUCAUCAGAUGACGACAUCUUAGAAAAAGUAAGAAUUCGGAAGAGAAAGUUAUUUACUGCUCCCCUUGACGAAAAACUCGGAUAAUGAGUCGGCUAGUCACCCGAAACCGCCAACGUUGCCUACGGGAAGUAAUGAAAACGAAGAAGUUCCAUUCAUUGUUGGUUCUAGCUUAUACACAAUGUCAAUACAAAUGCUUGUAGCCAAGGCUGUAUUACAGGAUCCAGACUAAUACGCACGGAUUCUGCCCAACAAUGUCAACGGGGCUAAAAACGUCAAGCAAAAUCCUACAGACAAAGGCAUGAAACCAUUCCUAACCGUGACUAUUACAUCAGACAGUCGGGGAUCGAACCCACUGAAGGACCCAACACUUCUAAGCAAUGUUGGCCUACCCUAUUAUCACAUGACGACAUUUCAGACAAAGUAGGAAAUGGGAAGAGAAAGUUAUUUACUGCUCCUCCUGACGAAAACUCGGAUGAGUCGGCUAGUCAGUCCAAACCGCCAACAUUGCCUACGGGAAGUAAUGAAAACGAAGAGGCUGUUAUCCUCGAGACAAAGGAUCUAAAAAGAAGCAUAAGAAGUCUAAGCAUUAAUUUACGGUUAUUACAGUUUGCAAAUACGUUGGUUUUUGUGUUGUUGUGUUGUUAG
Paramuricea clavata is the source of this 855-nucleotide messenger RNA. NCBI's taxonomy places the organism in Eukaryota, Metazoa, Cnidaria, Anthozoa, Malacalcyonacea, Plexauridae. The record is from the annotation of a GenBank genome assembly.